Suillus subaureus is the source of this 723-nucleotide messenger RNA. RefSeq lists its product as uncharacterized. The coding region runs from base 1 to 555 and encodes 184 amino acids. NCBI's taxonomy places the organism in Eukaryota, Fungi, Basidiomycota, Agaricomycetes, Boletales, Suillaceae. The transcript is spliced from 6 exons. The record is from RefSeq and is a predicted model, not a curated record.
AUGUCCGAACAGCUGCAAACGGCUCUCCGGAUGCCGGUGAAUAGUAAGAUUACCCAUAUUGUUAUUAACGCCGAACCUGCAGGCAACUGGGAGUCUGGGACGGGUCUAAUGGCAAUCCUACCCUCUUCAACUGGAACUAGAGAAGAUGUUAAUAUUAUGGAGGCCGCGGGUUUCAUGCACGACCUUCAACGCGACCUUGAACUAGUAAUUACUGAUAGGCUAGCCUAUUACCACCACGACUUGAUCCGCGACCCACAGCAAAAACCACUCAAUAUCGUCGGUCCGAUCGGCAUCGGAGAGACAAGCAAGAGUACCUUGCAGUCGGCCCAUUAUCAUAUUUUGCUGUGGGGCAAAAUGUCUCCUGUACCAAUGUCCGCAGAUGCCGCCUUUCUGCAACGUACAGCGAAAAGAACUCAGACUGUGAGGAUCAGUGGUCGCGAUCGACGAUCUGAGCUCCUGUUGGCCAUUGUCAGUCCAAUGACAAAUUGCACACUUUUGCUUUGUGCCAAGCGUGCCGUUGAACCGAAGCUUGGUCGCAGCCAAGAGUCCACGUAGCGUGAACUUGGCGUUUCGAAGUAGCGGUCGGGAUUGAAAUUGAGUAAGAAUUGGACUUGGCAAGAUUAUUGUGAGCCUGUGGGGUACGACAAGUACGGGGCCUUCGCAUGUUCGAAAUGACCACCAUACGGUGAUAGAGCGCAAUACAGGUCUCUAACAGGUACUUUU